Funneliformis mosseae is the source of this 324-nucleotide messenger RNA. Lineage: Eukaryota; Fungi; Glomeromycota; Glomeromycetes; Glomerales; Glomeraceae. The record is from the annotation of a GenBank genome assembly.
GGAUUUCAAAUUGCACCAGCAGAAUUAGAAGCAAUUUUACUUUCACAUCAUUUAAUAUCUGAUGCCGCGGUAAUAGGUGUAUAUUCUGAACAAGAGGAAACUGAAUACCCAGUUGCUUACGUUGUAAUUCAACAAAAUGUCCAACAAACUAGCGAAUUAUCCGAAGAAAUUAAAAAAUUUGUUGACAAUCAAGUUGCUCCUCAUAAAAAAUUAAGAGGCGGUAUAAUUUAUACUGAUCAAAUACCAAAAAGUGCAUCUGGUAAAAUUUUAAGAAGAAUUUUAAGAGAAAAGGCAAAAUCUGAAUUUGCUACAUCCCAUCGCUAG